This is a messenger RNA of Kazachstania africana CBS 2517, 498 nucleotides long. RefSeq lists its product as uncharacterized. Lineage: Eukaryota; Fungi; Ascomycota; Saccharomycetes; Saccharomycetales; Saccharomycetaceae. Bases 1 to 498 code for a protein of 165 amino acids. The record is from RefSeq and is a predicted model, not a curated record. The transcript has a single exon.
AUGCGUUUUUUUUCUUUAUUUUGCUUUGCUUCUUUUAUUGUUGUUGCCCUUGCAACAGUUCCCGAUUAUGAUUACAUUCAUUUAAUUGUCACGACGGCUUAUGCCUAUUUUCCGGACGAUAAACUUGUUGUAAUAAAAGCAGCGUGGUGGGCUUCUUUUGUCGCAUCAUCCAGUACAACUAUUGAAGCUGCGAUAGACACACGUAGUAUCUGUAAGAAUAACCAUGAGGAUUCUGCAUCUCUAGAUUGUGCAAGUUCGGUAAGUAAUUUGGCGACAAGUCUCGUUCUUAAUUUAAUAUCAAUAUACAUUCACUGGUAUUUUGAAGGAAUACCAAAUGGAACGUUAAAAGGUGUCAAAUCCACUGCAGUUAGAAGAAGGCAGUUUAAGCAUUGGAAAGCACUAAUGGUCUGUAUGACCUAUCUUAUGUUGCUGAUUUAUUAUUUGAUCACCAUUCUCAAUCAGAGUCCGGAAAAUAGUACCAAAUUGACAACCCAUUAG